GCGUCCACGUGUCGCGACCAUUUCCAUACUAAGCAACGACGCUAGCUAGCUAUAAACCAGGAGAGAUGGACUACAUGGACCCUUACUGCUACAACCCCAUCCCUGGUACAGACGUUCCUCUUGACCACAUGGAUUACGGCUACGUGAGCAGCUGCAGCGACUCUACUGAACUGGGCAAAAUACUCAAGAUUCUAAGGUCUGGGAAGGAAGGUCAUUAUCCUGAGUUGAUAGCUCAUACAGAGAAGAGGCUAGGAGAGGUGGACCCCAGCAACAAACUACUCAUUUCAACCAAAGCUGCUCAGAGGACCAACGAUCUAUCUUAUGAGGAAUCUAUUGCAAUCAACAAGGACAUGGAGGACUGGACUGAGAACAUUCGCAGCGUCUCUGGUUCAAGUAAUAAUGGUAACGAUGAUGACAAGUCCCUCCCUCCAGUCAGGAAGGUCACAUUCACCAACCCCAAGGAACAGGUUCAACCCUCCGAUGCUAAGCCAAAAGGAGAGAGAAUAAAGUCGUUCGAUUUCGACGCCUGGUCAAAGUUUGAUGGGGAGAAGGAGGCAGCAAAGGUUGACAGUGAAGAGCCACAGGUGUCCGCCACAAUACAGGACAAGCCCAACAUUCCCAGCCAGCUCUCAAAGAAAGAGCUUGCUCUGACGACUGCUGAGAAGGAGCGGAUGGCAGACAAGGAGAGGGAGAAGGGAAACGAGGCAUUUCGUGCUGGAGAUCUGGAAGAGGCUUUGGCUUAUUACUCUCGGAGUAUUAACUUUAACCCCUCAGUAGCUGCGUACAACAACAGAGCCCUCACUGAGAUUAAACUGAAGCGCUUCCAAGCUGCAAUGGAGGACUGCACUCAGGCUCUCAAAGUGGAGCCCUCUAAUACAAAGGCUCUGUUCCGCCGAGGGACGGCCUACUCACAGCUGGGCAAACUUCACCAGGCAGCCACUGACUUUGAGAGGGUCCUGCACUUUGAACCCAACAACAAGAAAGCUCAGCAAGAGCUCAACGCUGUGCGUAAAAAACUAGCCGAGAAUGGAGGUCAGAAAGACAAUAAGAAGACUGGCCGCAGGAUACAGAUUGAGGAGGUUGAAGAAAAGGAAGAGAAGACUGCGGAAACCAUCACCCCCACGAAUACCGUCCCCCCUCCCGUCACUAAGACCACACCCCCAAAGGUCACGAAGGAGUCACCUCCAUUGCCAGGUCGAGUACAAACUCUCAAAGAGGAGGGCAACAAGUUGUUCCAAGCUGGUCAGUAUCCCGGGGCUCUGGACAAGUACACCAAUGCUGUGGCUAUUCUGCGCUCUGAGGGUAAAUGGCAGGAGAGCAAUCUCUCCAUGUUGCUCAACAACCGAGCAGCUAGUCAGCUCAAGCUGGGGAACUGCCCUGCGUGUAUAGUGGACUGCACAGAGUCUCUCUCCCUGGUGGUGGUCAACAAGAAGGCUCUCAUGAGAAGAGGGAAAGCAUUUGAACUACUCGAGAAAUACAAGCAGGCUUACAAUGACUACCAGCUAGCUCUGGCUAUAGACCGCUCCCUCCCUCAAGCCUAUGAGGCAUCAUCCAGAAUAGUGAAAGUAUUAAGAGAUAUGGACGGUUUCAACUGGAGGGACAAGUUACCCGUGUGUCCUGAGGCAGAGAGGAUCAGGGAGGAGCUUCAGAGGACCACAGCCUCUAGUACUCCAUCAAAUAGUGUUGAUAUCAGCAAGGCCCAGCCGACUGACAAUGUCGAUGUUGCUAAGGAACAGCCGACUGAGAAUGAAGUUGUUGCUAAGGAACAGCCUACUGACAAUGCCAAGGAAAAGCCGACUGAGAAUGAAGUUGUUGCUAAGGAACAGCCUACUGACAAUGCCAAGGAAAAGCCGACUGAGAAUGAAGUUGUUGCUAAGGAACAGCCUACUGACAAUGCCGAUGUUGCUAAGGAACAGCCGACAAACAGUGGCGAUGUUGCUAAGGAAGAGUUUAACUUGUUAGCAGAUAAUAACGACAACGGGGAUUCCCCCUCACCAGAAAGUGCUGACACAGCAGAUGUCUCUUCAGUACCAGAGUCCACACCAGAAAGUGCUGACACAGCAGACGCCUCUUCAGUACCAGAGUCCACACCAGAAAGUGCUGACACAGCAGACGCCUCUUCAGUACCAGAGUCCACACCAGAAAGUGCUGACACAGCAGACGCCUCUUCAGUACCAGAGUCCACACCAGAAAGUGCUGACACAGCAGACGCCUCUUCAAUACCUGAGUCCACACCAGAAAGUGCUGACACAGCAGACGCCUCUUCAGUACCAGAGUCCACAUCCAGUGAUGUGUCCACUGAUUCAAGUGCAUCUGUUGAGGACGAGAUGACCUCUGACCCCAUCAUCAAUACAACCUCUCCAGUGUCCCACACUAAGGUGACCCAGUCCACACAGCCUGUUCCCUCUACGCGUACGGCAAGUCCCCCAAGUUCAAAGGUCAAAUACGAUGAUCUACUGUCCCCGGAAGAGAAGUUUGAGAAACACAAACUGAAGGGAAAUGAGCACAUAAAAAAAGGAGAGUAUGUGGAGGCCCUUCGUUACUACAACAUGUGUGUGAGUGUGAGCCCCGGGAGUGUGGCGGGCUAUACCAACAGGGCUCUCUGUCACCUCAAGCUCAACAGUCCACGCAGUGCAGAGGGGGAUUGUAACAAAGCUCUCUCCAAAGAACCUGGUAAUGUGAAGGCCCUCUAUCGCAGGGGACUGGCUAGAAAGGCUCUUGGUCGCUAUGCUGAGUCAGUACGGGACCUCCACCUCCUCCUCACCAUUGACCCUGACAACCCACCUGCCAAGAAAGAGUUGGGUGAGACCAAGCAGCUCUGGGAGAAGCAGCUGCGUGAGAUACAGGCCCGCACCGUCGCCAAGGACAAGCGACCAGAGCGAAGGAAUUCCAAAUCAAAGAAGGGUGGUGGACCCAGGACAGCCUCCCAGAGGUCACCUGCAUCUGGUGGCAAUAAUGGAGCUCAGAAACCACCAACUAAAGAAGAAUUGGACAAGUUUCAGAAGCUGCUGAAAGAGUUGGAGGCCUCCAAAGAUAAAAUAGAGCAGCUGUCCAAGUCUGGGGGGCCGAUGUGGGGCAAUGGUGUGGAGGGACCAGGGGGACUUCCCUUCACUGGAGCACCCCCUCCAGGGAAAUCCCCUAAUGGGAGCAGGAAGACGGCUAAACCAGCAGCAGCCAAGGCCGGAGGGAACUCCCCCUCUGCUAGUAAACCAAAACCAAAAACAAAGAAAGUACCGAAAAAACCUCCGAAAAUGAUGACGAAAUCCGAGCCUCAACCUGAAGAGAGGUCAGAGGUCAAAGGACACCCAUCGCCAGAGGAGGUUAAGAGUUCUCCCGUUACUAAGGGGAAGAGAAUUGUCAUUGAGGAGAUCCAUAGUAGUGACGAUGAGUUGACCACGUCCCCUACACCGGUAGAGGACACGCCCCCUUUGAAGGAGGACAGUGCAGAGACUGAGUCACCACCACCAUCACUGAGUUCCCCGUUUGAGUUUGUCCAGCGAUGGAAUGCAAUCCCACGGACAGCCAAGAGUUCAGAGUACGCCCGUCUCCUUGAGGCCAUCCCUCCCUCCAGUCUUCCCAGUGUCAUCACUAACAAACUAGAUGCUGUCAUGCUCACCAACGUUAUCAGGGCCAUGGACAAACAGUUCGUGCCUCGAGGCAAGUACGAGUUGUGUGCUGAUAUUCUGACUAGUCUGAGUGAGGUGCCACGGUUUGGUAUGGUGUCCAUGUUCAUGGGACCACAGGAGAAGUCAGACCUGAAUCAUGUGCUGGCAGCAUUGUCCUCUGCUAAGGAGGUACCCAAUGCAAGGAUUGAGCACAUCAAACAAGUGUACAGCCUCUAAACUGAAACACUCAAUCAUCACAUGCAUGAGUCUGUUGGCUUGCUUUUGAAGCUUGUUAUAAUUUAUUAUGACUUAUGAUUGUGUUUAUAAUUA
Messenger RNA from Halichondria panicea, 3935 nucleotides. Its product is annotated as sperm-associated antigen 1-like. The record is from RefSeq and is a predicted model, not a curated record. Bases 66 to 3842 code for a protein of 1258 amino acids. Gene Ontology annotation, molecular function: heat shock protein binding. Lineage: Eukaryota; Metazoa; Porifera; Demospongiae; Suberitida; Halichondriidae. Gene Ontology annotation, cellular component: mitochondrion; cytosol. The transcript is spliced from 19 exons.